Messenger RNA from Biomphalaria glabrata, 2795 nucleotides. RefSeq names its product cyclin-dependent kinase 5-like. Gene Ontology annotation, cellular component: nucleus; cytoplasm. Gene Ontology annotation, molecular function: cyclin-dependent protein serine/threonine kinase activity; ATP binding. Gene Ontology annotation, biological process: synaptic vesicle transport; neuron apoptotic process; axonogenesis. The coding region runs from base 177 to 1061 and encodes 294 amino acids. The record is from RefSeq and is a predicted model, not a curated record. NCBI's taxonomy places the organism in Eukaryota, Metazoa, Mollusca, Gastropoda, Planorbidae. The transcript is spliced from 12 exons.
GUACGUGUUUUCGAUAAAUAGUUCUAUCUAGAUCUAGACUCUAGACUAGAUCUAUAUCUAGACUCUCUAGAUUCUAGAUCUAGAUAUAUAGACUCAAGACCUAUCUAGAACAGUCGAGUUCUAGAACCAUUAUUGUAACAUCCAAAGUUAAUUAAGGGAUUGGGGGCUUUAUAGAAAUGCAGAAAUAUGAAAAACUUGAGAAAAUUGGAGAAGGCACAUAUGGUACAGUUUUCAAAGCAAAAAAUCGUGAAACCUUAGAAAUAGUAGCAUUAAAACGUGUAAGACUGGAUGAUGAUGAUGAGGGUGUCCCUAGUUCAGCUUUAAGAGAAAUUUGCUUGUUAAAAGAAUUAAAGCAUAAAAAUGUUGUCAGACUCCAUGAUGUUGUACAUAGUGAAAGAAAGUUGACUCUUGUCUUUGAGUACUGUGAUCAAGACCUCAAGAAGUAUUUUGAUGCCUGCAAUGGAGAAAUAGACCCAGAUGUUGUGAAGUCUUUCAUGUGCCAGUUGCUAAGAGGAAUAGCAUUUUGUCACAGUAAUAAUGUUCUACACCGAGAUCUGAAGCCUCAAAAUCUUUUAAUUAACAAGAAUGGGGAAUUGAAGCUUGGAGACUUUGGGCUUGCUCGAGCUUUUGGCUUUCCUGUCAGAUUUUAUUCUGCAGAGGUCGUCACUCUGUGGUAUCGCCCACCCGAUGUCUUAUUUGGUGCUAAAAUGUAUUCAACUUCUAUAGACAUGUGGUCAGCUGGCUGCAUUUUUGCAGAGCUGGCGAAUGCUGGGCGGCCACUAUUCCCUGGCAAUGAUGACGAUGACCAGCUAAAAAGAAUUUUCAAACUCUUAGGCACCCCAACUGAAGAAACCUGGCCAAAUAUGGCACUUCUGCCUAACUACAGGCCAUUUCCUAUGUAUCAUGUGAGUACCACAUGGCAACAGGUUGUUCCAAAACUCAAUUCUAAAGGCAGAGAUUUGUUGCAGAAACUGUUGGUUUGUUUUCCCCCGAACCGUUUAUCAGCUGAAGACAGCCUCCAGCAUCCAUACUUUAGUGACGUAAACCCCAGCAUGAAGUGAGGGGGCUAAUAAGGAGUCAAAUCACAUUUCCACUCAGAGAGAUAUUUGCUGUUGUCUAAAUCCAUCUGGUCCAUUCAAGAGAGAUAUUUGCAGUUGUCUAAAUCCAUCUGGUCCAUUCAAGAGAGAUAUUUGCAGUUGUCUAAAUCCAUCCGGUCCAUUCAAGAGAGAUAUUUGCAGUUGUCUAAAUCCAUCUGGUCCAUUCAAGAGAGAUAUUAGCUGUUGUGUGCACAUCCAGUGAUCUCAUCCCUUUGUUCUUAUUAACCCCUCUGCCUGUCCAUAGUCAUUCCUUGAAAAACUAGAUCUUAAUUCUGCAUUUCCUCAUCUGAACAAGUAUAAAGGGAAGUUAAUCAUUUAUUUGAUCAGAAAGUUAAAGCACUCAUUGGAUGUGGCAGAUUACCAAAGAAAAGAAAAAAAAAUCAUACUAUUGAUUUGAAUUUUUUUUAUAACUACCGAUAUUAUGGUACUGGUACUUUAAAUGUAAAACUAUCGAAACUCUUAGGCUAAAAUAUUCAUCAGCCCUGAGUGUAUUAUUACACCUCAAUACAUUCCUAUCUCUUUCGCUAGUGAGAAGAAUGUGUCUCAAAAUUCAGGUUUAGAAACUCAGAAUGCCAGCCACUUAAAAAGAAUAAUCUUUAAUUUUCUUCACGUCUGUUUCACUCUGUGAAAAAUUAUUUGCUUAUUGAUGUCUUUGUUGUGGCAAUGCUGAGCAAAUGAUAGAAAGUAUUUGUAUGAGAAACAUAUUAUCUCUACUAUGUUUUGAGUUUCAACAAAUAGUUUUCUGAUUCUGGGUGUGUUUUUUUUUUCUUUUUCUUUUAGAGAAUUGACAUAUUAGGUGUAGAGCAAUAUAAAAUAUUUCAUCAAAAUUAGCUUCUAUUUCUUUUACUAUUCUUUACUGUUAAAGCAAUAAAUACUGUUUAACACUUGAGGAAUUAUUCAAAUCCUAGUAAAUCUUUGCACAAUCAAAUUGAGAUUCCAAAGAUUCUGUUUGUCCUAGUACAUAGUCAGCUCACAAACAUUGGUUUUCUAGAACCCUUAAAUGUGAAAAUCUAUGCUAAUUUUCUUUAAGUCUAUGUCAAUUUACAUUCAAAUCAAAAUUCUUAUCCAAAAUGUUUUUUUUAUUCAGUAAAUAUUGUAGCAAGGAAAAUUAAAAUAUGUAUAAUUUGUUUAGAAGCGUCAAAUUGUUUAUUUCUAUUUUGCCCCAAAGAAGUGAGGUAUAAAUUAGUCUAUCAGAUUGGUGUACAUAUUUUAAAAGUGUUGUAAACAUUUUCUGAAUGUUACUGUAAUGUAAUGAUGGUAACUGAACUUGAAGAAUGGUUUUAAAAUGAAUGAAUCCUAUAUAAAAGCUCUAUAGUUAGCUUUAAUCAGAUGCUAUUAAAUAUAUAUAAUAGAAUGUGUAAAUUUGACCAAGAUUAUGUUUUGUGAUGAUAUAAAUAUCUAAGCUAAGAUCUUUUUUUUUCUCUUACUUCAUUUGGAUGUUUUGAUUUCAACUAUUGACUCAUCUGUUCAUUCAGUUUUGUGUGGGGCUGGACAUUGAUAGAGUGUUUAUCAAUGUUCUUAGAAGGACUAACUUAUGUGCAAUUUAUUUAUAUUCAUGUCACACUUUCUUCUUUGUCUGUUCAGUGUAGUGAUUCAUUUUUUCUUGUGUUUCUUAGAGUCAAUUUUUUAGUUCAUUAUUUCAAAUGUAAAUUUGUUCAAAACAUAGAAAAUGAGGAGACAUUAAACAGGUGAAAUCGA